AUGAAUAUUUGCCAGACAUUUACUUGCCACUCGCAGGCAAAAAACUCAGGUGAGUCCCUGGAUCAGUUCCUGCAGGCACUGAAGCUACUUGCUAAGGACUGCCAAUUCAAAAGUGUAACUGCGGAGGAAGCGUGUGACAGUUAUGUUCGGGAUGCCUUCAUUAAUGGUUUGGUCUCGUGUGCAAUACGCCAGCGUCUGUUGGAGAAUAGGACACUGAACCUAAAUACUGCUUAUGAACAGGCCCGCACUCUGGAAAUGGCCCAGAAGCAUUCAGCCUCCUACUCUUCAGCAGAACCUGUCAAUGCUGCUGUGUCAGCAGUGAGUCGAGAGGAGGAAUCAUCUAGUGCUGAAAAUAACAGUGAUCUGUUUCUGCUGCUACUUCUGGUGCUCGAUGUUUUUUUUGUAGGAACAAACCGGCAUCCCCGGACUCAGUGUCCUGCUAAAGACGCAGUGUGUUUGAAAUGUAAGAAGCAAGGGCAUUAUGCUAGGGUGUGCCGCUCUGUGAAACAGGUGAGUGGUUCUUCUAGCCCAAAACAUUCCGCAGCAAUGCUAGCUUCUAUAGUGGGGGCCUCCCCUAAGUGUCUUGAAAAAUCCAUAACACCUCUCAAGCUUAAUGGUAGCUCGGUCAGUGCCCUUAUUGAUACUGGGAGUUCAGACCCCAGCUUUGUUGGCGUCCAUGAUGUAGUGGACCUAAAAAACAAAAACAACUAUGUCUCCAGAGCAUGGAAAAGUCUCUAUGGCUGA
Molecule: messenger RNA, 744 nt
Organism: Macrobrachium nipponense
Lineage: Eukaryota; Metazoa; Arthropoda; Malacostraca; Decapoda; Palaemonidae
Exons: 1
Coding region: 1-744 (247 amino acids)
Molecular function (GO): nucleic acid binding; zinc ion binding
Source: RefSeq, a predicted model, not a curated record